AGAUGGAAUACUGAGCUUUAUGUUUUCAGAAAGUGGCAUGGACUGGUAUCCUAACUUUGAGUCAUGGGAAAACCCAUGUGACAAUUAUGGUGCCUGUGGACCUUUUGGGGUUUGCAAACCUUCUGAAUCUCCAAUCUGCAAGUGUGUGAAAGGGUUUAUGCCCAAGUCAAAUGAAGAAUGGAGCAAAGGAAACUGGACCGGAGGUUGUGUCAGACGAACAAAUUUGUCUUGUGAGACAUACACAAAUGAAUCAGUCUUAUCAAAAGGAACAGACGGGUUUUUGAAGUUGGAAAGAUUGAAAGUACCUGAUUUUCAUGAAUUUAUGAGUUCUUUGGCUCACGACAGGUUUGAGGACUGCAAGAUACAGUGCCUGAGUAAUUGUUCUUGCCGGGCUUAUGCAUAUGUUGAAAACAUAGGGUGUUUGGUGUGGUUCAAAGACCUUAUUGAUAUGCAGCAUUUUCCAUCUUCUGGAGAAGAUCUUUAUGUCCGCCUAGCACACUCAGAACUAGGUGAAGGAAAGGCGAUAAAGUUAAUUGCUAGCCUUACAGCUAUUGGAUUUAUGAGUAUCUUGGUUGCUAUAGUCUUCAGUUUGCACUGGUGGCGUGCUAAGCAAAAGCGACACGUCGAAUUAACAGCACGACGCUUGGGAUCAACUAGUAUGAUUAAGAUUCAUAGAGACGGUCUUCGAGAAUAUAUAGGGAAGCAUGAUCCCUCAGAGCUAAAGAUAUAUGAUUUUGAUAGCAUACUAAUCGCCACAGACAGCUUCAGCAUCACAAACAAACUUGGGCAAGGAGGCUUUGGCCCAGUUUAUAAGGGGAUGCUACCAGAAGGGAAGGAAAUAGCAGUAAAAAGACUUUCUACUAGCUCAGGACAAGGUGUUGAAGAGUUCAAGAAUGAGAUGCUGUUGAUCUCUAAUCUUCAACACAAAAACCUGGUUAGGAUGAUGGGCUGCUGUGUAAAAGAGGAUGAGAAGUUACUGAUUUACGAGUUCAUGCCAAACAAAAGCUUGGAUACUUUUCUAUAUGAUCUGAUGAAGAGAGCAGUGCUUAAUUGGGCUACACGCUUUAAUAUUAUUCAAGGUGUUGCUAGAGGGCUUCUUUAUCUCCAUCAUGAUUCCUAUGUGAAGGUGAUACAUAGAGAUUUAAAAGUCAGUAACAUUCUCUUGGAUGAGAAAAUGAAUCCAAAAAUCUCAGAUUUUGGAUUGGCACGCAUGGUUGAAGAAACACAGAGUCUAGAAAAUACUCAGAAGGUUGUUGGAACACGUGGCUAUAUAUCUCCAGAGUAUGCCAUGGGUGGGAUAUUUUCUGAAAAAUCUGAUGUCUACAGCUUCGGGGUCCUGGUAUUGGAGGUUAUUAACGGCAAGAAGAAUACCAACUUCUAUUUAUAUGACCAACAGUUAGGCUUCCUUGCUUAUGCAUGGAACUUGUGGAAUGAAGGACAAUGCUGCGGAUAGACCUACCAUGAUGGAUGCAGCUUUAAUGCUAAGCAACGAGAAAGAUGGUCCAAAUCCGAAGAGGCCUGUAUUCACUAUACAAAACUCAGCUCAUCAUCCUCAACCACACUUUGAGAAUACUAAUUUCUCCACAAAUGAAGC
Rosa chinensis is the source of this 1594-nucleotide messenger RNA. RefSeq names its product G-type lectin S-receptor-like serine/threonine-protein kinase At1g61500. NCBI's taxonomy places the organism in Eukaryota, Viridiplantae, Streptophyta, Magnoliopsida, Rosales, Rosaceae. Gene Ontology annotation, molecular function: protein kinase activity; ATP binding. Gene Ontology annotation, biological process: protein phosphorylation; recognition of pollen. The record is from RefSeq and is a predicted model, not a curated record. The transcript is spliced from 8 exons. Bases 20 to 1453 code for a protein of 477 amino acids.